AUGGCCUCGCUGGACCUGCCCUACCGGUGCCCGCGGUGCGGCGAGCACAAGCGCUUCCGCAGCCUCUCCUCGCUGCGGGCGCACCUGGAGUACAACCACACCUACGAGACCCUCUACGUGCUCUCCAAGACCAACAGCAUCUGCGAUGCCGCCGUCUUCCCCUUGGCCGCCGACGCGGCGCUGCUGACGCCGGCCGCCCGGCGGGACUACUUCGAGAGCACCUCCUUCCAGGGCAAGGAGCAGCGCUUCUCCUGCGACCUCGUGCCCGCCGAGGAGCUGGAGCCGGCCCCGUCCUCCUCGCCCUCGCCCCGCUAUGUGCACGAGAUCGAGAUCCCGCUGACGGAGAUCUUCACGCGCGGCAAAGCCGUGGCGCCGGCGCCCACGCCGCCGGCCGCUAUGGACGCGGCCUACGAGGAAGGCCUGGCCCGCCUCAAGAUCCGCGCCUUCGAGAAGCUGGAGGUGGACAAGCGCCUGGAGAAGCUCACCGAGGAGGUGGAGCAGAAGAUCGCCUCGCAGGUUGGCCGGCUCCAGGUGGAGCUGGACAGGAAGAGCUCGGAGCUGGAGAAGGCCAAGCAGGAGAGCCUGCGGCUCAGCCGGGAGAAGCAGGAGCUGGAGGACCGGGCGUCCGAGCUGUCCCGCCAGGUGGAUGUCAGCGUGGAGAUGCUGGCCUCCCUCAAGCAGGACCUGGUGCAGAAGGAGCAGGAGCUGACGCGCAAGCAGCAGGAGGUGCUGCAGAUCGACCAGUUCCUGAAGGAGACGGCGGCGCGCGAGGCCAACGCCAAGGUGCGGCUGCAGCACUUCAUCGAGGAGCUGCUGGACCGCGCCGACCGCGCCGAGAAGCAGCUCCAGAUCAUCAGCAGCAGCUGCGGCACCACCCCCAACGGCAGCCUGGGCCGCUGCAGCGCGCCCGGCGCCAAGGGCAUCGGCCGGCCGGUACCUCCGCUGCCCGACCCGGGGCCGGGGCGCGCGUCCCUCCGUGGGGAGAGAGACAGGCACCCGGGGCCGGCGGUGGCCAUACACGGCCCAUAUGGCAUUUGCAACCAGCGCUCCUCUUCCAGCACGGGGGCCUCGAGCCGCGCCAAGGCCGUGUCGCAGAGCUCAGGCUGCUACGACAGCGACAGCGCGGAGCCGUGUCCCACGGACGGCGACGGCGACGGGCCCCGCUACGGCGGCGGGGCGCCGCGGGGCGCCGAGCGCGACGGCGCGCGCGGCUCCGGGCUGCGCCGGCAGGCCAUCCAGAACUGGCAGCGCCGGCCCUACCGCAACAGCACCGAGGGCGAGGAGGGCGACAUCUCCGACGUGGGCUCCCGCACCACCGAGUCGGAGGCCGAGGGAUGGGAGGCCGAGGCGCCCGGAGCCUCCCGGCCCGUGAGCAGCUGCAGGCUGACGGCCAGGUCCGAGGGGGCGGUGGGCAAGGCGGGCCGGCUGGAGAAGGGCAGCCCGGGCCCCUCCAGCGAGGUGAUCAGCCCCGAGGUCCUCAAGAUGCGGGCGGCGCUCUUCUGCAUCUUCACCUACCUGGACACCAAGACGCUGCUGCGGGUGGCCGAGGUGUGCAAGGACUGGAAGUUCGUGGCCCGGCACCCGGCCGUGUGGACGCGGGUGCUGCUGGAGAACGCCAGGGUGUCCUCAAAGUUCCUGACCAUGCUGUCGCAGUGGUGCACCCAGACACACUCCCUCACCCUCCAAAACCUCAAGCCGCGCCAGCGCGGGAAGAAGGAGAGCAAGGAGGAUUACAUGAAGAGCACUCGGGGCUGCCUCGAGGCCGGGCUGGAGUCGCUGCUGAAGGCCACGGGCAGCAACCUGCUGAUCCUCCGCAUCUCCCACUGCCCCAACGUGCUGACCGACCGCUCGCUCUGGCUGGCCAGCUGCUACUGCCGGGCCCUGCAGGCCGUCACCUACCGGAGCUCUACAGACCCUGUGGGUCAUGAAGUCAUCUGGGCCCUUGGAGCAGGUUGCAGAGACAUCAUUUCUCUCCAGGUUGCACCUCUACAUCCCUGCCAGCAGCCAACGCGUUUCAGCAACCGCUGCCUGCAGAUGAUCGGCCGGUGCUGGCCGCACCUGCGGGCGCUGGGCGUCGGAGGCGCAGGCUGUGGUGUCCAGGGACUCGCAUCCUUAGCCCGAAACUGCAUGAGGCUGCAGGUCCUGGAGCUGGACCACGUGGCAGAGAUCAACCAGGAGGUUGCAGCAGAAAUGUGCAGAGAGGGACUGAAGGGGCUGGAGAUGCUCGUCCUGACUUCCACACCAGUCACCCCCAAAGCCCUGCUGCACUUCAACAGUGUGUGCCGCAACCUGAAGUCCAUCGUCGUGCAGGUGGGCAUUGUGGACUACUUCAAGGAGCCCCACAGCCCAGAAGCCAAGAAGAUGUUUGAAGAAAUGGUGAACAAACUCCAGGCCCUGAGGAAAAGACCUGGCUUUUCCAAGAUUCUACACAUCAAAGUGGAAGGAGGCUGUUAGACCUUCAGGGACCCACAAAGCACAUUCCCUCUAUUGCCCGACGGAGCCAGCGGCCCAGAGAAACCAAACCGAUGGUCUGACGCUCUCCUGCUCCGGAUCCGGAGCCACGGAGCCGCCGGCCCAUGCACAAAACAUCCAACGACUCUCCAGGCCUUAGUGCCCCGCGGCCGGUGCUGGCUCGCGGAACGGCGCGGGCGAGACGGUGCUACCCACGGAAACUUGGAGACUGCCCCAGGGGACACGGCUACGCUUUCCCAGGAGGGAGAAYGGCUUCGAACCCUGCGGCCGCUCAUUGCCAAGGAUCCCUGCUUGGGCAAUGUCUUUUUCUUCGAACCUUUUCAUUAAUUUAUUUGUUUUUUGGGCUGUCAGUUGUCAUGGGGACCAAGCUCGGCCUAGUCCACGGCUCCUCACCGUGCCCUCCCGCUACAUGGAGCGUUGCUGCCUUCUCCACUGAUGUGGUAGGUGACGUGGAGGCCUCUUUGGAGGCCGUGAGCUGGUGGCUCUUGGCCGAUGACCCGCUGGGCUCAGCACUGGUGUCCCAUGGAGCUCCUGCUACGGGUUGAGCUCCGUGGCUGGAGCAGCCCCAUAUUUUCCAUGGCAUGGCGCACGCAGCAUGGGAAGAGACCAUCCCCAUGGGAAGAGACCAUGGGAAGCAGCAUGGGAAGAGGCCAUCCCCGAAGAGAAGAUGGGCUCCGACGCUCCUGCAGACUCUCUGGUAGCUGUCUUUUUAUUUACCUGUUUCUUUAGGAAGGGGGACACACAAACACRGGCCCAUACUGCCCAGAAACCAGCAGCCGUGACAGCACCACCAGACCACAGACCAGAGACAGUCGCUCUUCCGAGGGUCUCCAGCCUCACCUCCUCUCCAUCCGUCCCUUCCCACUAAGGCAAUAAACCCUCUCUGAAGAAAACACCGGGAAACACGGGUAACGCUUCUGCCUUCACGGACCUUCAGCUCAACCCC
This is a messenger RNA of Nothoprocta perdicaria, 3418 nucleotides long. It is a transcript of the gene FBXO41, whose product is annotated as F-box protein 41. Gene Ontology annotation, molecular function: protein binding. Bases 1 to 2454 code for a protein of 817 amino acids. The transcript is spliced from 12 exons. The record is from RefSeq and is a predicted model, not a curated record. NCBI's taxonomy places the organism in Eukaryota, Metazoa, Chordata, Aves, Tinamiformes, Tinamidae.